Paraglomus brasilianum is the source of this 489-nucleotide messenger RNA. The record is from the annotation of a GenBank genome assembly. NCBI's taxonomy places the organism in Eukaryota, Fungi, Glomeromycota, Glomeromycetes, Paraglomerales, Paraglomeraceae.
AUGUCGCUGAAGAAAUCAACCAAUGGAACACAACAGGAUAAACUUCGAGAGAAACAUGCAAAAUCCACGAAACCUACGAGAAAAACUACCUUCUCAAGGGCCGCGGAGUUCUUGAUUAAGCAUCAGAUAGAACUUCCACUAGCCGUUAUAAGUACUAUAGGAAUGGCGUAUUUGUGUGGUGUCCAACAGGCUGAAAAGUUUCUGUUUAUUAAAUAUCGAGACCCAGAAACUGGACUCUAUGCUAAGGGAAAAGAUGACAUAUACUUCGUAUCUUUCUGGGUCAUUGUGUUUACAUUCCUAAGGGCAGCUGUAAUGGAACAUUUACUUAUUCCCAUUGCAAAAAAAGAGGGUAUAAAAACAACGACAAGAUUCGCUGAGCAGGGAUGGCUGUUCAUAUAUUAUUCCACAUCUUGGACAUUAGGAAUGGUAAGCGAGAAUACGGAUGUAGAGAAGAACGCGCCAAUAGAGAAUUGGAGGAAGGUGUAUUGA